AUGCCGCUCUUAAACACGCCCGUGCCAGGAGCCCGUGAAUUUUAUCCGUUAAACGAACCAGAGAUUGGAACAGCGCUAUCGCAGAAGGAUGCUCCUCUUCUCUUCCAACCGAUUACCAUCGGAGGAGUAACCUUCAAGAAUAGAAUCUUCGUGUCACCCAUGUGCCAGUAUAGUUCCAGUGACGGACAUGCAACUGACUGGCAUCUCGUUCAUAUCGGGGGGUUUGCUACCAGAGGAGCUGGCGCGAUCUGCUUGGAGGCUACUGCGGUCGUUCCAGAAGGACGCAUAUCUCCAUCAGAUGCGGGAAUAUGGAAAGACAGCCAAAUAGCGCCGUUGAAGCGUAUUGUCGAGUUCUGUCAUUCUCAAGGCACCAAAGUUGGAAUACAACUUGCCCACGCGGGUCGUAAAGCUUCUCUCCUUGCUCCCUGGAUUGGGCCUGUGCGUGCGGCUGCCGUUGACGAAGGCGGAUGGCCUGACGAAGUAUAUGCUCCAAGCCCCAUUUCAUAUGCUAAUGAUUACCCCCUUCCGAAGGAAGCAUCUGAGGAAGACAUGCAACGCGUCGAGGAUGCUUUUGCAGACGCUAUCGUUCGAUGUGAGAAGGUUGGAUUUGAUUUCAUCGAGAUCCACGGGGCGCAUGGAUAUCUCCUCCACUCAUUUGUUUCACCGCUUUCGAAUGUACGCAAUGACAUAUAUGGGGGGCAACCACUAGAGAAUCGCCUACGAUUCCCUCUUCGGGUGGUCCAGCGAUGUCGUGCAGCUUGGUCCAAACCCUUAUUCGUCAGAAUUAGCGCGUCAGACUGGGCAGAGGGACCAGAGAAAGGAGAAGACGGCAAUUGGGCGCAGUGGGGGAUAGAGCAGAGCACUGUCUAUGUCGGUGAAAUGCUGAAGUUGGGCAUUGACCUGGUUGAUUGUAGUUCGGGAGGCAACUGGGCAAAGCAGAAGAUCCCUUACGAGCAUGGUUAUCAGGUGCCCUUCGCCGAGGCAUUAAAGAAGGCACAUCCUUCGUUACCCAUCGGCGCUGUUGGGUUGCUUACGGAUCCGUCGUUAGUUGAAAGGUAUCUCCGAGAUGGGAAGGCUGAUGUUGUCUUCCUUGGUCGCGAAUUGUUGCGAAACCCACACUGGCCACUCGCAGCUGCGAAGGCCUUGGGAACACCAGUAAAAGCAGCGAAUCAAUAUGAAAGAGCAUGGUAA
This is a messenger RNA of Pleurotus ostreatus (oyster mushroom), 1191 nucleotides long. RefSeq lists its product as uncharacterized. Gene Ontology annotation, cellular component: intracellular anatomical structure. The transcript is spliced from 9 exons. Gene Ontology annotation, molecular function: FMN binding; NADP binding; NADPH dehydrogenase activity. Bases 1 to 1191 code for a protein of 396 amino acids. Lineage: Eukaryota; Fungi; Basidiomycota; Agaricomycetes; Agaricales; Pleurotaceae. The record is from RefSeq and is a predicted model, not a curated record.